Podospora pseudocomata is the source of this 354-nucleotide messenger RNA. RefSeq lists its product as uncharacterized. Lineage: Eukaryota; Fungi; Ascomycota; Sordariomycetes; Sordariales; Podosporaceae. Bases 1 to 354 code for a protein of 117 amino acids. The transcript is spliced from 2 exons. The record is from RefSeq and is a predicted model, not a curated record.
AUGGUGUCAAGGGGGAGCACGAAAUGGCUGCUCGUGCCGGAUGUGGUGCAUGGGUUUGAUUCGGCGAACUGGAGGAAUAAAUCUCUCUGGGGGGAUGAAGAGGCGAGGAUGGAUGCAGAGAUGAAGACGAUGGCUUAUCAAAGGGAAGUGAUAGAGUGGCUGUGGGGGGGGUUGUUUGGAUGGUUGCCAACCGAGGAGGACUUGACUAUCCCACCAAGCCAGUAUGGUCUGCAGGUCGUGAUGGGGUUUGGGUUCGGGUUCAACAUGGGGACGUUGCUGAUGAUGAUGCCGCUUGCGGUCAAGCAAGAGGAUAUGCGUAUGUUGUCUGGCGUCCUGUUGUCAACUCUCAGCUAA